AUGUUCCGUGGUGCUAGCAUGUGCGGAAGAUUCGGAGGCGGGCAAUACAUGUACAUCCACCCGUUGGGAGAGGGACAAGACGAUACAGACCAGAUCGAGGCUGCCGUUGCGCGAUGCGAUCAUUAUGGAACGACAGUCAUCUCCGAGGGUGUCCACAACGUGACGAGGAAGAUGAUGUGGGACCUGGUGAGGCCAGGGUUGACCUACAUGUUCACAGCAAAUCUGCCGUACUGGAUGAACCCAGAAAACACAUAUCGUGUCGUGUAUAUCCAGGACCAAGCAUCGUGGUUCAUUGUCACAGGGCGCGACUUCACUCUCGAUGCGCAUAACACCGGUGGGAUCAUUGGCAACGGGCAGUACUGGUGGAACUGGUAUGGCACCUCUAGCCGGCUAGGCGGUGACGGGCGGCCUAUCGCUUUCACGCUCUGGCGCGUCUUGUUGGGCGUCAUCAAGGACUUCCGGAUCGAGGGCCAGCCGUUCUGGUGCAAUACGGUCGCGGAGUCCAAGGACGUGGUGUACGACGGGAUGUAUUGCAAUGCGACGAACACGAAUCCAGAGUACUAUGGGUACAACGUCGUUCCGAACACAGACGGUAUCGACACGUUCCGAGUGGACAAUGUCACGAUGCUCACCUGGGAUAUGACGUUAGGAGACGACUGUCUUGCGAUGAAGGGUAACUCCACAAAUCUCUACGCUCAGAACAUCACAUGCCACGGCGGCAACGGGAUCGCUGUUGAUUUCCUCGGGCAAUAUGCAAAUCUCUUUGACCGUGUCGAGAAUGUGACCCUGAAAGACAUUCGCUUGCUGCAUAUCAAUCCAGAGAUCCAGCCGAACACAUCGCCAAAAGUGCAGGUCGCAGAUCUCACAUUAUCAUGCGUUGUAUGA
Messenger RNA from Fomitopsis serialis, 885 nucleotides. RefSeq names its product pectin lyase fold/virulence factor. Gene Ontology annotation, biological process: carbohydrate metabolic process. The record is from RefSeq and is a predicted model, not a curated record. Lineage: Eukaryota; Fungi; Basidiomycota; Agaricomycetes; Polyporales; Fomitopsidaceae. The transcript has 11 exons. Gene Ontology annotation, molecular function: polygalacturonase activity. Bases 1 to 885 code for a protein of 294 amino acids.